Messenger RNA from Megalopta genalis, 2805 nucleotides. RefSeq names its product pyruvate dehydrogenase kinase (gene Pdk). Gene Ontology annotation, cellular component: mitochondrion. The record is from RefSeq and is a predicted model, not a curated record. Gene Ontology annotation, biological process: regulation of glucose metabolic process; protein phosphorylation. NCBI's taxonomy places the organism in Eukaryota, Metazoa, Arthropoda, Insecta, Hymenoptera, Halictidae. Gene Ontology annotation, molecular function: pyruvate dehydrogenase (acetyl-transferring) kinase activity.
UCGCCAGUAAUCGUGUCUAGCCUUGCCACGAACCAACGCGACCGGAGGUGUCUCCUAUCCUCGUGUCGGUGUACUACACGACAACAAAUUCUCGCGCUAUUUCACCUGCUGUCCGCGGCUGAAUUUUCCACGGAGGGCUCCCCCUCCCCCGAGAACGGCUUUUCCGGCAGUGUUCCAGAGGGGCGCGAGGCCGACCGAAAAAAAAGAUAAAUAACAAUCGGAGGCGGCGACGAUACCGCUCCGUUUCGUUAAAUCAACGAAGAGAGACCGAGUCGGUGACCAGAGAAGGGUUCAUGUGUUACGAGGACGCACGGCGAAAUGAAGCUCACGCCGAAGUGUCUAGGGAACAUCACCAAGAUGCUGGACUUUUACUCGCAGUUCAACCCCUCGCCGCUUUCGAUAAAACAGUUCAUCGAUUUCGGUCUGAGUGCGUGCGAAAGGAAGUCUUUUAUAUUCUUAAGGAAGGAGCUGCCGGUUCGUCUGGCGAACAUUAUGAAGGAGAUCCACUUGCUGCCGGAGAACUUACUGAAGAUGCCUAGUGUGCGUAUAGUUAAUAAUUUGUACGCCACUUCGUUCGAGGAUAUAAUACACUUCGAGAAGGUUGAAGUCAACGAGACCACUUUAGACAAAUUCUGCCAAUCCCUGGUGAAGAUACGCAACAGGCACAAGGACAUCGUCGAGACGAUGGCGCAGGGCGUGCUGGAGCUGAAAGAGUCGCACGACGUCGACGCCCAGACCGGGAACAGUAUACAGUAUUUCUUGGACAGGUUCCUCAUGUCGAGGAUAUCGAUUCGAAUGCUGAUCAACCAGCACACUCUGCUGUUCGGCAGCGAGUUAAACGGGCACAGUAGGCACGUGGGAUCCAUAGACCCCUCGUGCGACGUUAUGGACGUCGUGAAAGACGCCUACGAGAAAGCAAGACUAUUGUGCGAUCAAUAUUAUCUGGCUAGCCCGGAACUGAUAGUCAAACAACAUAACGAUUACGAACGGUGCAGCGAAAUUAGGAUAGUCUACGUGCCGAGCCAUUUGUUCCACAUGUUGUUCGAGCUGUUCAAGAACAGCAUGCGCGCGGUGAUGGAACACCGUGACACGGAAUCGGAGUACCCGCCGAUCGAAGUGAUCGUCUCGCGAGGAAAGGAAGACAUUUGCGUGAAGAUGUCCGAUCGAGGUGGCGGCAUUCCCAGGUCGCAAAUGGACCACUUGUUCAAAUACAUGUACAGCACAGCCCCGAGGCCGAGCAUCACCGACGUCCACACCGUUCCCCUGGCCGGCUACGGUUAUGGUCUUCCAGUUUCGCGAUUGUACGCCAGGUACUUCCACGGAGACCUGGUCCUCCAGAGCUGCGACGGCUACGGCACCGACGCUAUCGUAUACCUCAAGGCAUUGUCCAACGAGGCGAACGAAUUGCUGCCGAUCUUCAACAAGACUUCGUCGAAAUUCUAUCGAACCCCGGUGUCCACCACCGAUUGGAGCAGUCAGUGCGGGGGUGGAAUGGCAACCAGGCAGCUGCGCAUGAGCGACGUGCAGGGUCACAAGCUUCCGCGAGGGUUGGAGGCUAGGUACUGCUAACAGAAGCCUAUUUACAUGGACCAAAGUAUAGACUUCUCACCGCCGAAUCUAAAAUGGUGGAAGGGGAUUUGAGACUUCCGUAACGGGUUCGCAUCCAUCGCUGCAUAUCACGCCGAACGAAAAUCAGGAUUCGACUACGUUACGUUUUUUCCUCCUUCCGAACGGUGGUCGCGAACGCCGCGGAGCCUCCCUGCGACCGGUUGUUUAAUUAAUUAAUUAAUUGACUCGCUCGGGAACCGAUCGACUCGUUUCGCUCGACGUCCCGAGGAGGGUGUUCUCAGCGUUCGCGGCUCGACCGAGCCUUUUAUUUUUUUAUACGCGUUUCUGUGCACACGUUCGUUCGUUAGGUGAACGUUUCAAUUGUAUAUUUGUGCGACCGCGAGGCAUUUGGUUGCGUCCGACGGGACCCGUUGUUUGCCUGGGAAAUGAGCGUCGCGCCGCAUGCGAUCUGUGAUUUCGAGAACCGACGGAGACGGUUCUCGCCGUGUAACGAAAGAAAACCGAAAAACAAGAUUCGCGAUCUAUCGAGAUUUACCGGAACCAGGAUCGAGUUAGGACCGUGGCCGAGAAGAAAAUCCGAUUAGAAUCUCCGUUACCCGCCCAAAAUGUAUUUUGUAUACCUGCCCCGAACGAACAGAGACCCAUCGACGAACCUUUUUUAAGAAGAUUUUUACUUUAGCGCGCAUCGCGCCCCCACUUUUUUAUUCCGUCACCGACAGACACACUUGCAAAGUUCUGCUAACGAAUCGUUCGAUAACGAAGCUGUACGCGUUCUCGAAUUCUUUAGACUCUUAGCUGUCUACCAUGAUCGUCACGGAGACGAGAGCUGCACGUGUCAUCUUCGCGACGGUUUGCGCGCACCUUGGACCCGAGAUACGGAAAUACAAUAUACGCAACGAGAGGAAGCGUUCGCGUGAUCAACGUUCCGCUUCCGUAUCCGCGAUCGGUUGCGCCGAGAAAAACUCCCAGAGGUCUCGGCGAUUGUUCCUAGAUUCUAUUUUUGCGUGGAUUCUGGUACGAGACUCGCACGAGACAGGCCUUCGCGAUGCAGUCGCGAAUGCGCUCCGCGCGUUCCCGUGUAUAUAAUAGCGCGAUUUUAGAGCGGUAAGAGAGCUAUGUGUAUAGAGAAUCGUUUUAUAGCCGUAAUUAAAAACGUUGUAGAAACGCUGACGCGAGUGGCACGAGUGAACGAUUGUAACACAUUGUUAAUAAAUAUUAUACUCGUACGACGUACAA